Messenger RNA from Cynocephalus volans (Philippine flying lemur), 2622 nucleotides. It is a transcript of the gene PPP4R4, whose product is annotated as protein phosphatase 4 regulatory subunit 4. Gene Ontology annotation, molecular function: protein phosphatase regulator activity. Gene Ontology annotation, cellular component: cytosol; protein serine/threonine phosphatase complex. The transcript has 25 exons. Lineage: Eukaryota; Metazoa; Chordata; Mammalia; Dermoptera; Cynocephalidae. Bases 1 to 2622 code for a protein of 873 amino acids. The record is from RefSeq and is a predicted model, not a curated record.
AUGCAUCCGCCGCCGCCCGCCGCCGCCGCGAUGGAUUUCAGUCAGAACAGCCUGUUCGGCUACAUGGAGGAUCUGCAGGAGCUCACCAUCAUCGAGAGGCCGGUCCGCCGGUGCCUCAAGACACCAGAGGAAAUAGAAAGAUUGACAGUUGAUGAAGACCUCAGUGAUAUUGAAAGAGCUGUUUAUCUGCUCAGUGCUGGUCAAGAUAUCCAAGGAACAAGUGUGAUUGCAAAUCUUCCAUUUUUGAUGCGGCAGAAUCCUGCUGAGACACUUCGGAGAGUUUUGCCAAAAGUUAGAGAAGUCCUGCAUGUUGCAGGAGUGGAAAUGCAGUUAACGGCCGCGGUAUCAUUUUUGACCAUUCUACAGGAAGAAUCAGUGUCAAUUCAUGCAUAUGCCCACUCCUUCCUCCAAGUCAUUCUACUGCAUCUGGAGCACAGGGAUGCAGGUGUCAGCAAUGCAUGGCUGGAAACUCUUCUGUCUGUGAUAGAAGUGUUGCCAAAAGAAACCCUAAGGCAUGAGAUUUUGAAUCCACUUGUUUCCAAGGCACAACUUUCCCAAACAGUCCAGUCUCGUUUAGUUAGUUGUAAAAUUUUAGGAAAAUUGACCAACAAAUUUGAUGCCCAUACUAUUACGAGAGAAAUACUUCCCUUGGUAAAAUCACUCUGUCAAGAUGUAGAAUAUGAAGUUCGAUCUUGUAUGUGUCGGCAAUUAGAAAAUAUAGCUCAGGGCAUUGGGACAGAACUUACAAAAAGCAUGGUGCUCCCUGAGUUAAUAGAACUCUCUAGGGAUGAAGGCAGCAGUGUGCGACUUGCAGCUUUUGAAACUUUGGUAAAUCUGCUUGACAUAUUUGAUACAGAUGACAGAAGUCAAACUAUACUUCCCUUAGUGAAAUCAUUUUGUGAAAAAUCUUUCAAAGCAGAUGAAUCAAUUCUUAUUUCUUUAUCUUUCUAUUUAGGAAAACUGUGCCAUGGACUAUAUGGAAUUUUUACUCCAGAUCAACACUUGAGAUUUUUGGAGUUUUAUAAGAAACUUUGUACAUUGGGUUUACAACAAGAAAAUGGACACAAUGAAAACCAGAUUCCCCCCCAAAUCCUAGAGCAGGAGAAGAAAUAUAUUUCAGUACGGAAGAACUGUGCUUAUAACUUUCCGGCCAUGAUUGUUUUUGUUGAUCCUAAAAACUUCCACAUGGAACUGUAUCCUACAUUCUUCUGCCUUUGUCAUGACCCUGAAGUACCUGUCAGAAACACUAUUGCUAUUUGCUUUUAUGAAGUGUCUAAACUUCUGAAUUCUGGAGUAUAUUUAAUACAUAAAGAAUUAAUUACAUUAUUACAAGAUGAAUCACUGGAGGUACUAGAUGCUCUUAUAGAUCAUCUUCCAGAAAUCUUGGAACUUAUGUCUACUGGCGGAGAAAGCAGUGUUCAAGAAAAUAAGUUGUCCUCACUACCUGAAUUGAUUCCAGCACUCACAGCCGCUGAACAGCGAGCUGCAGGCUCUUUGAAAUGGAGAACUCAUGAGAAGCUACUACAGAAAUAUGCUUGUCUGCCACAUGUCAUAUCAAGUGAUCAGAUUUAUUAUCGUUUCUUACAAAGAAUGUUCACGAUUGUGAUGACAAAUAAUGUCUUACCUGUCCAAAAGGCAGCUUCACGAACUCUAUGCAUCUUUCUACGUUAUAAUCGUAAACAAGAACAGAGACAUGAGGUCAUUCAAAAAUUAAUUGAACAACUGGGACAAGGAAAAAGUUAUUGGAAUAGACUUCGAUUUUUGGAUACCUGUGAAUUUAUUAUAGAGAUCUUUUCCAAAUCAUUUUUCUGUAAAUAUUUCUUUCUACCUGCUAUUGAACUGACACAUGAUCCAGUAGCAAAUGUGAGAAUGAAACUUUGCUACCUAUUGCCCAAGGUGAAAUCUACCCUGAAGAUUCCUGCAGAUAAGCAUCUACUUCAGCAGUUAGAAAUGUGUGUGAGAAAACUCCUAUGUCAAGAAAAAGAUAAAGAUGUUCUGGCUAUUGUAAAAAGGACUGUAUUAGAGUUGGACAGAAUGGAAAUGUCUAUGGAUGCUUUUCAGAAAAAGUUUUAUGAAAAAGAUCUGUUGGAUCAAGAGAAAGAAAGAGAAGAACUACUUCUUUUGGAAAUGGAACAAUUAGAGAAAGAGAAGCAACAGAAUGAUGGAAGACCCAUGAGUGAUAAAAUCUUUGAAAAGAAACGUAGAGACACUAAGACACCUACGCAGAGUCUGCCCAAGAACAUUCCCAUUUCUGUUCCUGGACCUUCUUCUGUCACCCCAUCAACAAGCAAAGAAAUCAAGAAAUCUAAACUGAUUCGAAGCCAGUCUUUUAAUAAUCAAGCUUUUCAUGCAAAAUAUGGCAACUUAGAGAAGUGUGCUAGUAAAAGUUCUACAGCAGGAUAUUCACCUUCUACCUCAGGGUUAGCAAAGACUUCUGUGCUUUCACUAACUGAUGACUCAUUCCGGACUCGUAAUGCCAGUAGUGUUACAAGUUCCUAUUCUAAUAGCCCCUUACCAAGUACCUCCCGUGGAACAGGUAACUCAGUUGAUCCGAAGAGCAGUGGAAGUAAAGAUACACAACCACGGAAGGCUACCUUAAAAUCCAGAAAAUCCAAUCCUUAA